UUUGACAUCCCAAAACCAAAAGACAAAAAGCUAUCUAUGUAUGCUGUUCUGUUUCUUUUCUCAAAUGUUGUCAUCAGCAAAGCAAAAGAUCAACCAGAGUGCUUUUUCAAUUUCCUCAUCAUCAUCCUCACUAUCUCAUUCACACUCACAAGCCAAGAACAUGACUCAAGUCACCAUGGAAGAAGUAUGGAAAGAAAUCAACCUUGCUUCGCUUCACCAACAUCGCCAGCUAAACAUUGAUCAUGAGCCAAUGUUGAGGAACCAAAACCCUUAUAACUCCAUCUUCCAAGAUUUUCUCAACAUGCCUCUGAAUCAACAACAACCACCACCUUCUACUUCUUCUUUUCCGCUUCCUCCUCCUGCAACUGUUCUCACCUUGAAUCCUCACUCCAUUCAUACCCAAUUUGAGGAAUCUGCAAAGUUUGGUUGUUUUGGGAAGAAAAGAAGCCAAGAUUCUGAUGAAAGCAGAGGAGACAGAAGGCAUAAGCGUAUGAUCAAGAACAGAGAAUCUGCUGCUCGUUCCAGGGCUAGGAAACAGGAAUGUGCAUACACAAACGAGCUGGAGCUUGAAAUUGCACAUCUUCAGAAGGAGAAUGCAAGACUCAAGAAACAAGAAGAGCAGUUGAAAAUGGCGGAAGCAACACAACACCAAACAAAGAAAACACUUCAACGGUCUUGGACAGCUCCUUUUUGAGAAAAAUCUAUGUGUUUCUCAUUGAGAAGAGAAACAGGGAAAUAUCUGUACAUUUCUAGCUAAGGUAAAUUUGUGGAUGUAGUAAUUUAGGGGAGUGUAGAAAAGUAUCUAGAAAACAAAAAAAAAAAAGAAAGAAAGAAAUGAACUUUCUUCUUCAUUUUCUGUCGUUUUCCUAUCAACCCUUUUGACUUAUGUACUAUUCUCUUCUGAGCCCUGUACUCUAGUGCAAAAUAUAAGGCUCUGUUUUCACUUUUCACUGUUUUGAACGCAUUACUGCAUACUGUAGUUCUUG
Messenger RNA from Eutrema salsugineum, 986 nucleotides. RefSeq names its product bZIP transcription factor 27. Gene Ontology annotation, biological process: positive regulation of DNA-templated transcription. Gene Ontology annotation, cellular component: nucleus. The record is from RefSeq and is a predicted model, not a curated record. The coding region runs from base 41 to 694 and encodes 217 amino acids. The transcript has 3 exons. Gene Ontology annotation, molecular function: DNA-binding transcription factor activity. NCBI's taxonomy places the organism in Eukaryota, Viridiplantae, Streptophyta, Magnoliopsida, Brassicales, Brassicaceae.